UUGGAGGCAGCUGGCUGAGGAGCUGCCGGUGCCCCAGCCCGGCCAUGGCCGAGUUCUUGCCGCCGCCCGAGUGCCCCGUGUUCGAGCCCAGCUGGGAGGAGUUCGCCGACCCCUUCGCCUUCAUCCACAAGAUCCGACCCAUCGCCGAGCAAACCGGCAUCUGCAAGGUGCGGCCGCCGCCGGACUGGCAGCCACCAUUUGCAUGUGAUGUCGAUAAACUUCAUUUUACUCCACGGAUCCAGAGGCUGAAUGAAUUGGAGGCUCAGACCCGUGUGAAGCUGAAUUUUCUGGACCAGAUUGCAAAGUUUUGGGAGCUCCAAGGAUGUACACUGAAAAUUCCACAUGUAGAGAGGAAGAUCUUGGAUUUAUUUCAACUUAAUAGGCUAGUUGCAGAAGAAGGUGGAUUUGACUUAGUCUGUAAGGAGAGAAAAUGGACGAAAAUAGCCAUCAGAAUGGGUUUUGCUCCAGGCAAGGCAGUGGGUUCACACAUCCGUGCCCAUUAUGAACGUAUUCUUUAUCCUUACAACUUAUUCCAAUCUGGAGCUAGUCUACUGGCUACUAAUAUUAAAAUGGAGUCAGAUGAAACCCCAGAAGCCAAAACUCAUAAUUUGAGGCGCAGAAUGGGAUGUACACCUGCAAAUGAGAAGGAAAUGCCUGGCACAGUGAAACGAGAACCUGCUGAGAAAAGAGAACAAAGAGACUCGGAGAGAGAGAAAUCAAAAGGGCGCUCUAAAAAAAGCACUAAUGCAGUGGAUUUGUAUGUAUGUCUCUUAUGUGGCAGUGGUAAUGAUGAAGACCGUCUCCUGUUGUGUGAUGGCUGUGAUGACAGUUACCAUACUUUUUGUUUAAUUCCACCCCUUCAUGAUGUUCCCAAAGGGGACUGGAGGUGUCCCCAGUGUCUGGCUCAGGAGUGUAAUAAACCACAGGAAGCAUUUGGUUUUGAACAAGCGGCAAGAGACUACACACUUCGCACAUUUGGAGAAAUGGCCGAUGCAUUCAAGUCAGACUAUUUUAACAUGCCAGUACAUAUGGUUCCCACAGAGCUAGUUGAAAAAGAGUUUUGGCGACUUGUGAGCACCAUUGAAGAGGAUGUCACAGUGGAAUAUGGGGCUGAUAUUGCUUCAAAGGAGUUUGGCAGUGGCUUUCCAGUUAGAGAUAGGAAAAUUAAACUUAGGCCAGAAGAAGAGGAAUAUCUUGAUAGUGGCUGGAAUUUGAACAACAUGCCUGUGAUGGAGCAAUCUGUACUUGCUCACAUCACUGCAGAUAUAUGUGGAAUGAAAUUGCCGUGGCUUUAUGUAGGAAUGUGCUUUUCUUCAUUUUGCUGGCAUAUUGAGGACCACUGGAGCUAUUCCAUUAACUAUCUGCACUGGGGGGAACCGAAAACGUGGUAUGGAGCCCCGGGGUAUGCGGCUGAGCAGCUGGAAGAUGUAAUGAAGAAGCUGGCUCCCGAGUUAUUUGUGUCUCAACCUGAUCUUUUGCAUCAGCUUGUCACCAUUAUGAACCCAAAUACGCUGAUGGCCCACGGAGUGCCCGUUUACCGAACCAACCAGUGUGCUGGAGAAUUUGUGAUUACAUUUCCAAGAGCCUAUCACAGUGGCUUUAACCAGGGUUUCAAUUUUGCUGAAGCUGUCAAUUUCUGCACAGUUGAUUGGCUGCCAUUGGGUCGUCAGUGUGUGGAACAUUAUCGCUUGUUAAACCGCUACUGUGUUUUUUCUCAUGAUGAGAUGAUAUGUAAAAUGGCUUCCAAAGCAGACGUCCUUGAUGUUGUGGUAGCUUCUACUGUUCAGAAAGACAUGGCUAUUAUGAUUGAAGAUGAAAAGGCUUUACGAGAAACUGUGCUUAAACUGGGAGUGACUGAUUCCGAGAGGAUGGCUUUUGAAAUGUUGCCAGAUGAUGAGCGCCAGUGCAUAAAGUGUAAAACCACUUGCUUCAUGUCUGCUGUCUAUUGCUCAUGUAAACCUGGUUUACUAGUAUGCCUGUAUCACGUAGAAGAUCUCUGCUCCUGUCCCACCUUUAAAUAUACAUUGGGAUAUCGAUAUAAACUAGAUGAUCUCUAUCCAAUGAUGAAUGCACUGAAAUUGCGUGCAGAAUCCUACAAUGAAUGGGCUUCAAAAGUAAAUGAAGCUUUGGAGGCAAAAAUUAACAAUAAAAGAAGCCUCAUCAAUUUUAAGGCUUUGAUAGAAGAAUCAGAAAUGAGAAAGUUUCCAGAUAAUGAUCUACUGCGACACCUCCGAUUAGUUACUCAGGAUGCAGACAAAUGUGCCUCAGUUGCACAGCAACUUCUUAAUGGCAAAAGACAAACAAGAUAUCGUUCUGGUGGAGGAAAAUCCCCAAAUCAGCUGACUGUGAAUGAGCUUCGGUUGUUUGUAAGACAGCUGUAUGCUCUACCCUGUGUCCUCAGUCAGACUCCAUUACUGAAGGAUCUUCUUAAUCGUGUGGAAGCUUUCCAACAGCAUAGCCAAAAACUUCUCUCUGAAGAAAUGCCCAGUGCUGCAGAACUGCAGGAGCUAUUGAAUGUCAGCUUUGAGUUUGAUGUUGAUCUUCCACAGCUAGCAGAACUGCGGAUCCGUCUGGAGCAGGCACGCUGGCUGGAAGAUGUACAGCAAGCUUGCUUGGAUCAAAGCGCCCUUACUCUGGAUGAUAUGAGACGACUCAUAGACUCAGGCGUUGGACUAACUCCUCAUUCAGCAGUUGAGAAAGCAAUGGCUAAACUGCAAGAACUUCUUACUGUGUCUGAACACUGGGAUGACAAGGCCAGAAAUCUGAUAAAGGCCAGACCACGACAGUCAGUAAGCAGUCUUGCGGCAGCAGUCAAGGAGAUAGAGGAGAUUCCUGCCUAUCUCCCAAAUGGUAUUGCUCUGAAAGAUGCUGUACAGAAGGCCAAAGAUUGGCUACAGGAAGUGGAGGCCCUGCAGGCUGGAGGACGUGUGCCCGUGCUAGACACACUUGUGGAACUUGUGGCGAGAGGUCACUCUAUCCCGGUACAUCUGGACUACCUGCCAAGGCUAGAGUCUUUAGUGGCAGAUGUUCAAGCUUGGAAGGAGUGUGCAGCCAAUACAUUUCUGACAGAGAACUCCCCUUACUCACUUCUAGAGGUCUUGUCUCCCAGAUGUGAUAUUGGAACACUGGGUCUUAAAAGGAAACAGAAGAAAUUAAAGGAGCCAGUGCCAAAUGGAAAGAAGAGAGGGACCAGGCUGGAGAGUCUUUGUGAUCUGGAAAGAGCUCUGUGUGAGAGUAAGGAGACGGCCUCUGCGAUGGCCGCACUUGGGGAAGCCCGUUUAAAGGAGAUGGAGGCACUGCGUUCUCUGAGAGCAGCAAAUGAAGGGAAGGUGCUAUCUAAUGAAGAUGAUGCAGAGAUGAAAGUUUGCCUUUGCCAGAAAGAGCCAGCGGCACCACUGAUACAAUGUGAACUCUGCAGAGCGGUCUUUCAUACCAGCUGUGUUUCAGUGCCCAGUAUUUUUCAAGGACCUUAUGUUUGGCUCUGUCCUCACUGCCAUAGAUCAGAAAAGCCACCUUUAGAAAAAAUCCUCCCUUUACUGGCUUCCCUGCAGCGUAUCCGUGUGAGGCUUCCUGAGGGAGAUGCUUUACGGUAUAUGAUAGAGAGAACUGUGAACUGGCAGCACAGAGCACAACAAAUGUUAUAUUCAGGGAAUCUAAAACUUAUACAAGACAAAAUUGGCUCAGGAUUAUUGUACAAUAGAUGGCAAGCCACAGCAUACCAGUUGCCAGAGACAAACAAGGUAUCUCAGACAAUUGAUGCAAUGUCUUUUUCUCUGCCUCAUGACUGGGAUAACAGAACCAUGUAUUUACAUUCUCCCUUUUCUUCAGGACAGAACUGCAUUCCCUUUCAUGCCAUUAGCGCAGAGCUGGAUGAGCUGCUGAUGGAGGCCCAUUUGCUACAGGUUUCACUGCCUGAAAUACAAGAGCUCUACCAGAUCUUAUUCACAAAGCACAGCCCUGUUCUGCAAACAGAACAGAGGUCAGCAAUAGGACCAACAAGUGAAAAGAACGAGUGCUGCCGGGGGAAGAGAGAUGGAGUUGGUUCUGUGGAGAGAAAAUUAAAAAGGCGCUUUGAAAGAGAGGGCUUCUGUGGUGAAAAGAGAGCAAGAGUAAAAAAACUGAGAACACCCAAAAAGAAGAAAUUGAAACUGAAUCCCUCCAAGGAUCUCAGCAAUAGCAAACUGGAGAGAGAGCGAGAACGGCUUUUUGAGGUGCAGCGCUCCAGCGAAAGCCACUUGCUUCCCUUGGAUAUGUCGUUCUCUGAGCAGGAGGACUCGGAGGAUGAAGAUGCAAUCUGCCCUGCUGUGAACUGCCUGCAGCCUGAAGGAGAUGAGGUGGACUGGGUCCAGUGUGAUGGCAGCUGCAAUCAGUGGUUCCAUCAGGUAUGUGUGGGCAUUUCUCCUGAGAUGGCAGAGAAGGAAGACUACAUCUGCAUCAGCUGUACUGGGAAGGACUCUCAAUAUUGAAAGUAAAACUCACCAGAAGUCAGGACUCCAUUAAGGAAGGUUAUCAGAAUUUCUCCAUAAAGUCACAGGGCUAGUUUAAGAGCCAGGCUGCAAAUGGUGCUACUUCUAUCCUCAUGGGAUCAUUUUUCAGAACUCAAACAAUUUUUGACACUUUUGUAUUUUUUUUCUCUUGAGCUAUUUGUGGUUGUUGAGAUUUGAAAUGCUGACUGUUUAGUAGGGGUUUCCUCCAGUUUGGAAGGCAUUUGAAACAUGCACCUUUUAUUGUACAGCAUUAAAUUACCUCUCUCUGGGAUAUACCAGCAUACAUAAUUCAACUUCGUUUAGGUGCAGAAAAACUGCACCAUGAAUCCCAAUAGAUCCUCUUUUGAGGAUAUCCCUUGUUUACUCUGUUAACUCUUCGGAAACUUUAGUUUUUUUCACUUUGUAUUUUUUUUGUAGACUAGGUUUAUUUAUCUGAGCAAUAACUUCUAUGUCUGGUUGCAGUGACUGGAAUUACAAUUCUGAACAGCGUGUUGGUGCUUUUAGCAUUGGUUGAUGUACAGAAAGCAAAUGUUUAAGGUCCUAGUGUCACUGAUGGACUAGCGCGGUAGAAGACAGAAAAAGCUCUGUAAAGUAAUUGCCACUGCUGUAUUUUGGCUUUCUCCUUUUUUUGGGUAGCUUGUAUCAAAUGUUGCAGUUUCUAUUGUGGAAUAAACCCCUGGUUAUGUUAUAAAAUUAAA
This is a messenger RNA of Terrapene triunguis (Three-toed box turtle), 5185 nucleotides long. RefSeq names its product lysine demethylase 5B (gene KDM5B). The record is from RefSeq and is a predicted model, not a curated record. The transcript has 26 exons. Lineage: Eukaryota; Metazoa; Chordata; Testudines; Emydidae. Gene Ontology annotation, molecular function: DNA binding; histone demethylase activity. Bases 45 to 4466 code for a protein of 1473 amino acids. Gene Ontology annotation, cellular component: nucleus. Gene Ontology annotation, biological process: chromatin remodeling.